AUGGCAAAAAAUAGAAAACAUUUAAGCCUAAGUGAUAAAGCCAAGAUAUUAGAAGACUUAAAGAAAGUUGUUGGGGUGACUGUUUUAUCCAAAGAAUAUGGUGUUGCUAAAUCUACCAUAUGCUCUAUUCGAAACAGAAGGGUAAACAUUUUGAAAAGGAUCAAUAAUACUUUUAACGUACCAGGAAAAAUGAAAACCUGCUUAAGACAUUCAGAGUGUCCACGAAUGGAAAAAGCUCUAUAUAAGUGGUUUCUAAAACAAAGAGAGAAAAAUCUUCCCGUAACCGGUUUAAUGAUCCAAGAGAAGGCCAAGCUGCUUCACAAUGAAUACAAAGAAUCUUCCUCUUUCCAUGCAAGCAGCGGCUGGUUGCAAAAAUAUAAAAAGCGCUUUGGAAUACGUUACUUAAAGAUUUCAGGAGAAAAACUGUCAUCACAGCCUAAGCUUGUUGAUCCUUUCAAAAGAUAUCUAGAAGUAAAAAUUAAAGAUCUUCAACUGUCGAAAGAUCAGAUUUACAACGCAGACGAAACUAGCUUAUAUUGGAAGCUUCUUCCUGGAAAAACAUAUGUAGCUCGCGAAGAGAAAACAGCUCCAGGAAGGAAAACCGAAAAACAAAGAGUGACCUUUCUAGCAUGCACAAACGCGGCAGGUACGCACAAAUUAAAACCACUAUAUAGUGAUUGGAAAAUCCAAAAAUCCUCAAUCAUUUCGAAAUUUCAACUGUCCUGUUCAUUAUAG
Messenger RNA from Sitophilus oryzae (rice weevil), 735 nucleotides. RefSeq names its product jerky protein homolog. The record is from RefSeq and is a predicted model, not a curated record. NCBI's taxonomy places the organism in Eukaryota, Metazoa, Arthropoda, Insecta, Coleoptera, Curculionidae. The coding region runs from base 1 to 735 and encodes 244 amino acids. The transcript has a single exon. Gene Ontology annotation, cellular component: nucleus. Gene Ontology annotation, molecular function: DNA binding.